Molecule: messenger RNA, 2789 nt
Organism: Penaeus monodon (black tiger shrimp)
Lineage: Eukaryota; Metazoa; Arthropoda; Malacostraca; Decapoda; Penaeidae
Exons: 14
Coding region: 269-2701 (810 amino acids)
Biological process (GO): phototransduction
Cellular component (GO): plasma membrane; gap junction
Molecular function (GO): gap junction channel activity
Source: RefSeq, a predicted model, not a curated record
CAGUCUCAGUUUUGUGAGCGGUGUCAAAGGCGGAGGUCUAAAUUCUCUGCCUUUGCAAUUUCAUCCUUGCACAGCCAUCUAAAACGGACUUUGAUCUGGUGACUUCGACGCUCUGCAAGGGAGGAACAAAGGCCGACUUGCUGCUGGGCCUACGGACGAAACGAAACGAAACUGAGACGAAACAAAACGAGCGAAGCCGAAGUUCGGUGCUUCAGGGUUUGGGAGAUCAGCUGGUUUCAGAAAAAAUCUGUUUUAAGAAUCAGCCAGCAUGUUCAGAGCUAUUAAUGAAGUGAAACUGAAGGCGGAGGUUAAGCCGACUGUGGAUAAUAUCAUGUGUCGCCUCCAUUAUCGAUACACGUAUAUACAGUACAUGGUUUUUGUGCUGCUGUGUACGUUAUACGAUGCUAUUGGAGAGAAGAUCCAGUGUUUGACGGACAUCGACUCGGAUUCCUACGCCGACGUCGUGAAUAACUACUGCUUCAUCAUGGGUACCUUCACGGUGGACAGGCUGCACGAGAAGCAAGUGGGGGUCCAGGUGCCCCAUCCGGGCGUGGGGCCUGCAGAACCCGACGACGAACUCACUUUCCACUCGUACUACCAGUGGGUGCCGUUCGUGCUCUUCGUGCAAGGAAUACUCUUUUACCUGCCUCAUUGGAUCUGGAAGAUAUGGGAAAAGGGUCUCUUCAGGACGGUCAUCCAGAACCUCUCCGUCAGGGACUACCUCGGCGACAACCUGGAACGAUACUUUAAUAGAGACAAAGAGAUCAAAAACCUUUGUGAUUAUGUAACAUACCACCGCCGGAACGAGAGACACUGGGCGUAUAAGUUCUUCUUCUGCGAGGCUCUGUAUGUCGUCCACGUCUUCUGCACCUUCUUCUUCACUGACUGGUUCCUCGGCGGGCAGUUCCUCUCCUAUGGCAGCGAUGUGAUCCAGGUGGCCGGCAUGGACCCCGAGAACAGGACAGACCCCAUGGCCUUCGUGUUCCCGCGGAUGGCCAAGUGUACCUUCAGGAGCUUCGGUAGUUCGGGCACCAUCCAGGUCCGUGACGUCAUGUGCCUCAUCGCCACCAACAUCAUCAAUGAGAAGAUCUACGUAUAUAUUUGGGUGUGGCUCGUGUUGUUAAUGUCCAUUUCUUCGUUGUGGAUCCUCUACCGCCUCUUCACCAUCCUCCUGCCCUUCUUCAGGAAGUUCCUUCUUCAGAACCUGGUGAAGAGCCACUACAGGAGUGACGUCGCCCGGAUCAUGCACAGGGCCUCCGUCAGCGAGUGGUUCCUCCUCAUGACUCUCGGGAGGAACAUGGAGCAAGCGAUCUUCUGCGAGUUUAUCAGAGACUACGCGAAGUCGUUGGAGAGGUCGUCUUCUCUCCAUCUGGACGAUAAGAUUAAUGGGAAUCUGCACAGAGGGGAAGAAAAGAGUGUGAGGGAGACAGACGAGGAGGGAAAGAGAGAGACAGAUAUAAAGAGAGAAAAGAGAGAGAGAGAAAAAAAGGGAAAACAAACGACCCCCUCCCCAACCCUCAAAAAAAAAAAAAAAAAAAAAAAAAAGUGUAGUUCAAGAUGGUUUUCAAAGCGCUUUCGAAGAUCAAAAUCAAAGUGGAUCUCAAGCCCACGGUGGAUAGCCUCGUUGUUUCGACUCCACUAUCGAUACACGAACCGCAUCCUUCUCGCUUCGACCCUGUUGACCACGCUCUACGAUGUCGUCGGCAAAAAGAUCGACUGCAUCACGACCGUCGGCUCGGAUUCCUUCAAAGGCGUGGUGGACAGCUACUGCUUCAUCAUGGGUACUUUCACGGUGGACAGGCUGCACGAGAAGCAAGUGGGGGUCCAGGUGCCCCAUCCGGGCGUGGGGCCUGCAGAACCCGACGACGAACUCACUUUCCACUCGUACUACCAGUGGGUGCCGUUCGUGCUGUUUGCGCAGAGCCUCCUGUUCUACGCGCCGCACUGGCUGUGGAAGCAGUGUGAGGGCGGCCUCUUCAAGACGGUCAUCCAGGAUCUCUCCGUCAGGGAUUACCUCGGCAGGGAAAUGAAACCUUAUUUCAGCCGUAACGAAAGGUACCGGGCGCUGUCUUCCUACAUCCAGAACCACGCGGACCAGAACAAGCGUUGGGUCUUCAGGUUCUUCCUGUGCGAGGCCCUGAACCUGGUCGUUGUGCUGUCCACGUUGUACUUCACGGACUGGUUCCUCGGCGGGGAGUUUCUCACGUACGGUACUAGUGUGAUCCAGGUGGCCGGCAUGGACCCCGAGAACAGGACAGACCCCAUGGCCUUCGUGUUCCCGCGGAUGGCCAAGUGUACCUUCAGGAGCUUCGGUAGUUCGGGCACCAUCCAGGUCCGUGACGUCAUGUGCCUCAUCGCCACCAACAUCAUCAAUGAGAAGAUAUACCUGUUCCUGUGGGUGUGGCUGGUCACCCUGACGGCGCUGACGGCGGCCUGGGUCUUCUACCGCCUCCUCGUUAUACUCUUGCCGUGUCUUCGAGUGGCUGUUCUAAAGCUGUACGUGAAGAAGACUUUCCACCCCGACGUCUCAGCGAUCAUGAGGGAAUCCUCUCUGAGCGAGUGGUUCCUCCUCGUCAGUCUCGGGAAGAACAUGGAGGUGACCGUCUUCAGCGAGUUCCUUCAGUUCUUCGCCAGCGAGCAGACCAGCUCUACGGACACGAUCCCCGUGCACGAAUACGAGAGUGAGAAGAUAUCGCUUUGAGUGGAACGUGCGAGGGGAGGGGAAGGGAGUGAGAGAGAGUGGGGAGGGCGGGAGGAGAGAGAGAGAGUGGGGAGAGAGAAGGAGGGAC